AAACAAAACAAGGCAGUCGUAGUUUUUUAAAUCAAACUAUAGGCUGAGUGUGUAUAGCUUGGAGCUUCAUAAAUUCAGUUCUGAUUAGAGUUUCUCGCAGUGUACAGCCAUGUACAGUCCCCACAUUGCCCUGAUGUCGGUGGUGCAAGCCGACAGUUCCCGUCACCCGGCCAAGCUGCGCUUCGGGCGCCGGGACUCGGAGACGAGCUUCACGGAUCCCCGCCUGGAGCAGCUGAUCGUGUUCCGGGCCCUGCUGGAGAACCUGCUGCGGCAGAAGACCCACUUUGAGAACGAGGGCGAGGUGGAGCGGCUGCGUCUGGAGAGGUUCCGGAGCGAGGGGGCCAGCGAGCGCCAGCUCCACGUGCAGGAGCAGGUGGUGAAGAAGUCGAAGGUCAUGCUGCCCGGCAUCGUCUUCAAGAUGCGCAACGAGGUGGACAAGCUCCGGCGUUUCCUCAAUGGCCACGAGCAGGGAUUGCGCCAACUGGACGCUGAUCUCUAUGACCAGAGCCGUGAUCUUCUCCAGAAGUGCCAGCACUGCCUGGACACCCUUUGAAUCACUCUCCUCCUCCUAAUCAAUAUUUUGCAUAUGUCUUUUAGCCCGAACUUUAACCCAAAUUGAAUUGUGACCUCAAAAUAAAUUCCAAUUGUAACUGACUA
This is a messenger RNA of Drosophila serrata, 657 nucleotides long. RefSeq lists its product as uncharacterized. The record is from RefSeq and is a predicted model, not a curated record. Gene Ontology annotation, biological process: post-chaperonin tubulin folding pathway; tubulin complex assembly. Gene Ontology annotation, molecular function: beta-tubulin binding. Lineage: Eukaryota; Metazoa; Arthropoda; Insecta; Diptera; Drosophilidae. Gene Ontology annotation, cellular component: cytosol; microtubule cytoskeleton.